Messenger RNA from Echinococcus granulosus, 912 nucleotides. RefSeq names its product B-cell lymphoma/leukemia 11B. Gene Ontology annotation, molecular function: DNA-binding transcription factor activity; RNA polymerase II cis-regulatory region sequence-specific DNA binding. The transcript has a single exon. The record is from RefSeq and is a predicted model, not a curated record. Bases 1 to 912 code for a protein of 303 amino acids. Gene Ontology annotation, biological process: regulation of transcription by RNA polymerase II. Gene Ontology annotation, cellular component: nucleus. Lineage: Eukaryota; Metazoa; Platyhelminthes; Cestoda; Cyclophyllidea; Taeniidae.
AUGAAGCCAUCGCAACGCAAAAGCUCCUUCCUCACAGUGCGAGACUUGUUGGAUACCAGCAGCGUAGACAGCAACGAAUCCCCCUCCUCUACCUUCGCUACACCUACUGAAGAGUCGGCGUGCUCUCCUUCUACUGCAGCCGCUGUUAAACCUCACGGGGAACUCAAACUCGGCUCAACUUCACUUAUAGAUGAUGCAAAGAUCCCCUCCCCCAUUCCACACACCUCCUGCCCAGUUCCUCUCUUUUAUCCCGCCUACCUCAAUUAUAAUUGCUUUAAUAUCCUAAAAGGGCCUGUUGAGAUCGGAAAGAGAAGAGGUUCCGCCACACCGCCACCUCCGCCGCCACGGCCCUCGCAACAAAUAAAUUCCCUUCGCCGUGAGAGAGAACGUGAGCGGCGAAAUGAUACGUGUGAAUUUUGUGGAAAAGUGUUUAAAAACUGUUCCAAUUUAACGGUUCAUCGACGCAGCCACACAGGCGAAAAGCCGUAUAAGUGUGAGUUAUGUAGCUACGCGUGUGCCCAAUCCUCCAAGUUGACACGACACAUGAAGACCCAUGAAAAGGAUGGAAGGCCGAGCCAUCGAUGUCGGUACUGUCAAACGCCAUUUAUUGUGCCCUCGACAUUGGAAAAGCACAUGAGGAGGUGCGGGGCAAGAGUACGGGGGGAAUCGCGGUUUCUAACCUCGGCACAACCUCCACCGCAGGCUACUUUACCACCGCCGCCACCUCCGCCUCCUCCACCACAGCCACCAAUUUCUCCGCAGGAGGCGUAUGGACGGGCACUGUCAAAUGCAUUACCGAGCAUCCUCCCGCCAUGGUGCUACUCCCUUUUCUCGUCCCUCCCUCCCCAUCCUUCUGCUCAUCCGUCUACCCCGCCAGCGCCACAGUCAGGGUUAUUACCGGGUCGGUAUUGA